Messenger RNA from Arabidopsis thaliana (thale cress), 2395 nucleotides. RefSeq names its product jasmonate-zim-domain protein 3 (gene JAZ3). The transcript has 6 exons. The record is from RefSeq and is marked reviewed. Bases 1055 to 2074 code for a protein of 339 amino acids. Gene Ontology annotation, cellular component: nucleus. Lineage: Eukaryota; Viridiplantae; Streptophyta; Magnoliopsida; Brassicales; Brassicaceae.
CCAGCGAAAGCUCUAGAGAUUCAGGUUAUUUAUUACUCUUCUCAAUUUUUCUGAUUCUGAUUGUUUUUAAAUCGUAGAUUUGUUUGAUUGAUUAGGAGUUAUUAGGACUACUUGUAGUAUGGAAUUUGUUUUUGGAUAGCUGAUUUUAUGGCUUGCUCGGGAACUGGAAUUGUCAGUUUGUUGCUUGGAGCAGAACAUUGUCCUUUGCUUUUCUCGGGAGAUGUAGAAUUUGGAUUUGGAAAAACUAGUGUUCUUUUCCAAAGCCUUGUCUUAAACAUGCUUUCGGUCGGAGAAAUUAACGAGAACUAAUCUCAAGCUUCUAACAUAAUUAAACUCGGUAAACUUUUUUUUACUAGAGUAAAUUUUUUUGUUUUGUUUGAAGAGUCUUAUAAUUGAGAAAUACUUUAUUAGUUUAUACUAAAAAAAAAACGAAUACGUAAAAUGUUGGAAAAGAGGGGAUGUAUAGAGACUGAUACAAAAAUGAUAAAAUAGAGACGGUUGGUAGUAGGUAGAAAGAUUAAAUAUACUCAAAAGAGUGAGUUGGAUUAGUUUAUAAGAUGAUUAACUUCUUGAUUGUGUGAGUUGGAUUAGUUUAUGAGAUUAUUAAAAUAUUGAUUGUGUAUUUGUGUUGUGUGUUGAUUAAGCGGAACUUGCGUUAGAAUAUUGUUCAAGGUACAAUGUGGAAAUAAUAGUUUUCUCACCACGAGGAAUAUAAUUAUUUCAACUUUGUUUUCUUAUCAGCCAAAACGUGCCACACCAUAAAAGUAGUGCAUCAACAUGUGGUGUGGUGUGGUGGGGUUAAAGUUUGAAUCUCUCUUUAAUUUAAACUAUUAAAACAAACUUAAAUUAUUGGAGUUUCGUACAAUGACUUUCAAUCAAAUGUUUUAGAAUUAGACACGGUUUUCGAAAGUGGUUUUCCCUCGUUGAAUUUGUCAACAGUAUCAGAUUCUACAUUGUUGGUUACUAAUCUUUUCCUUGAAGUAGGUGUUGAAUUAAUCCUCUGUUGUUUAUGUAAGGAGAUCUCGAGACAUUUAUGGUUAACAGUUAACACUACAUGUUUGACUUUAAACUGAUUAUCUUUUAUUCUUUUUCUUUUGUAGCUCCCAACAGAGGAAUGAACUGGUCUUUCUCAAACAAAGUAUCAGCUUCUUCUUCUCAGUUUCUAUCCUUCAGGCCAACUCAAGAAGAUAGACAUAGAAAGUCUGGAAAUUAUCAUCUUCCUCACUCUGGUUCCUUCAUGCCAUCAUCAGUAGCUGAUGUUUAUGAUUCAACCCGCAAAGCUCCUUACAGUUCUGUACAGGGAGUGAGGAUGUUCCCUAAUUCCAAUCAACACGAAGAAACUAACGCAGUUUCCAUGUCGAUGCCGGGUUUCCAGUCUCAUCAUUAUGCACCAGGAGGAAGAAGCUUCAUGAACAAUAACAAUAACUCACAACCUUUGGUAGGAGUUCCUAUCAUGGCACCUCCAAUUUCAAUCCUUCCUCCUCCAGGUUCCAUUGUAGGGACUACUGAUAUUAGAUCUUCUUCCAAGCCAAUAGGUUCACCUGCGCAGUUGACGAUCUUUUAUGCCGGUUCAGUUUGUGUUUACGAUGACAUAUCUCCUGAAAAGGCAAAGGCGAUAAUGUUGCUAGCUGGGAACGGUUCCUCUAUGCCUCAAGUCUUUUCGCCGCCUCAAACUCAUCAACAAGUGGUCCAUCAUACUCGUGCCUCUGUCGAUUCUUCAGCUAUGCCUCCUAGCUUCAUGCCUACAAUAUCUUAUCUUAGCCCUGAAGCUGGAAGUAGCACAAACGGACUCGGAGCCACAAAAGCGACAAGAGGCUUGACGUCAACAUAUCACAACAACCAAGCUAAUGGAUCCAAUAUUAACUGCCCAGUACCAGUUUCUUGUUCUACCAAUGUAAUGGCUCCAACAGUGGCAUUACCUCUGGCUCGCAAAGCAUCCCUGGCUAGGUUUUUAGAGAAACGCAAAGAAAGGGUCACGAGCGUAUCCCCAUAUUGCUUAGACAAGAAGUCAUCGACAGAUUGUCGCAGAUCAAUGUCUGAAUGCAUUAGUUCUUCUCUCAGCUCUGCAACCUAAUUUCAUCUACAGUAAGAAGGUUGCUUUAGACCACUCCACAUCCAUAUUUGCAUUUCAAUGGCGGUCUUUUCAAUGUCUCAGUUAAUUUUUCCUCACUCGCCACACUGAGUUUCUCCUUAGCUUUAUAUAUACGAUAGUGUAUACUUUGUUUACAUGUUUUUUGGUGGAAUGGAACUUAUGAGAGCAUAUCAGAUAUGUACUUGGGAAAAUUAGUAGAAACUGUUUGUUUCUUUUUUUUUAACUCUGUUCUUUUGUAUAUAUCACUGAAGCUCGCAUAUGUAUAAUUCAUGUAAUGGAAUUGCAUCGCUUCUGUUUCCCUAA